AUGUUUUUACGAGAGGAGCAGAAGAUGAGUAGAUCUGUGGGGCCAGUGUCAUUCAGGGAUGUGGCCGUGGACUUCACCCAGGAGGAGUGGCAGUAUCUGGAUCCUGAGCAGAAGACCACCUACCGGGAUGUGAUGCUGGAGAACUACAGCCACCUCGUCUCUGUGGGCUGUCACAUUAUCAAACCGGAAGUUAUCAUCAAGUUGGAACAAGGAGAAGAGCCAUGGAUAGUAGAAGGAGAAUUCCUACCACACAGUUACCCAGAAGAAGUCUGGAAAGCCGAUGACCUGGUUGAAAGGGUCCAGGAGAAUGAAGGCAAACACUCAAGGCAAGCUGUGUCCAUCAACAAAACCCCGACUGAAGAGAGAGGUAAUGUUCUCGGUAAGACUUUAAAUGUGGAAACAAACCCCAUUCCUUCAAGGAAAAUGUCCUAUAAGUGUGGCUCAUGUGAAAAGAGUUUGAAGUCCAUUUCAGAAUAUAUCAGUAGUGAUGGCAGCUAUGCAAGAAGGAAGCCUGACGAAUGUGGUGCGUGUGGGAAACCGUUUCCCCGUGUGAAGCUUGAGAAAACUCAUCAAGGAGACCAAUCUUACGAAUUUAAUCAAAGUGGGGGAGCUUAUAGUCUAAACGAAGAAAGUAUUUAUCAGAACAUUCAUAUUUUGGGGAAACCCUUCGAAUAUAUUGAAUGCCAGAAAGCCUUUCAGAAGGAUCCAGGUUUUGCUAACCAUAUGGAGGAGAAGCCCUAUAAGUGGAAUGAAUCCGAAAUAGCCUUUCUUCAAAUGUCCAACCUCAGUGUACACCAGAGGUCUCACAUGGAAAUGAAGCCCUACGAAUGCAGUGCAUGUGGGAAAUCCUUCUGUAAAAAGUCAAAGUUUAUCAUACACCAGAGGACUCACACAGGAGAGAAACCUUAUGAAUGUAAUCAGUGUGGGAAAUCCUUCUGCCAGAAGGGAACCCUCACCGUCCAUCAGCGCACACACACAGGGGAGAAGCCCUACGAAUGUAACGAAUGUGGGAAAACCUUCUACCAGAAGUUGCACCUCAUUCAGCAUCAGAGAACUCACUCAGGAGAGAAGCCCUACGAAUGUAGUUACUGUGGGAAAUCCUUCUGCCAGAAGACCCACCUCACACAGCACCAGAGAACACAUUCAGGAGAGAGACCCUAUGUUUGUCACGACUGUGGGAAAACCUUCUCGCAGAAGUCAGCACUGAACGACCACCAGAAGAUUCACACGGGCGUGAAACUCUAUAAGUGUAACGAGUGCGGGAAGUGCUUCUGCCGCAAGUCUACUCUCACCACACACCAGCGCACGCACACCGGGGAGAAGCCCUACGAAUGUAACGAGUGCGGGAAGUUCUUCUCUCGGCUGUCCUAUCUCACCGUGCACUACAGGACUCACUCGGGAGAGAAGCCCUACGAAUGUAAUGAGUGUGGGAAGACCUUUUACCUGAACUCCGCCCUCAUGCGGCAUCAACGAGUGCACACCGGGGAGAAGCCCUACGAAUGUAACGAGUGCGGGAAGCUCUUCUCUCAGCUGUCGUACCUCACCAUCCACCACAGGACUCAUUCAGGAGUGAAGCCCUACGAAUGUAACGAGUGUGGGAAGACCUUCUACCAGAACUCGGCCCUUUGCAGGCACCGGAGAAUCCAUAAAGGAGAGAAGCCCUACGAGUGUUACAUAUGUGGGAAGUUCUUCUCUCAGAUGUCGUACCUCACCAUCCACCAUCGGAUCCAUUCAGGAGAGAAACCGUAUGAAUGUAACGAGUGUGGGAAAACCUUCUGCCAGAAUUCAGCCCUUAAUAGACAUCAGAGGACACACACGGGAGAGAAAGCCUAUGAGUGUUACGAAUGUGGGAAGUUCUUCUCCCAGAUGUCCUAUCUCACCAUCCACCAUCGCAUCCACUCGGGAGAGAAGCCCUUUGAAUGUAACGAAUGUGGAAAAGCCUUCUCUCGGAUGUCCUACCUCACCGUGCACUACAGGACUCAUUCUGGAGAGAAGCCCUACGAAUGUAACGAGUGUGGGAAAAAAUUCUACCACAAGUCAGCCUUCAAUAGCCAUCAGAGAAUUCACAGGAGAGGGAGUGUGAACGUACUGGAUGUGGGAAGGCUUCUCUGA
This is a messenger RNA of Puma concolor (puma), 2112 nucleotides long. RefSeq names its product zinc finger protein 12 (gene ZNF12). Gene Ontology annotation, biological process: regulation of DNA-templated transcription. The record is from RefSeq and is a predicted model, not a curated record. Lineage: Eukaryota; Metazoa; Chordata; Mammalia; Carnivora; Felidae.